Messenger RNA from Cyprinodon tularosa, 2286 nucleotides. It is a transcript of the gene psap, whose product is annotated as prosaposin. NCBI's taxonomy places the organism in Eukaryota, Metazoa, Chordata, Actinopteri, Cyprinodontiformes, Cyprinodontidae. The transcript is spliced from 15 exons. Gene Ontology annotation, biological process: sphingolipid metabolic process. The record is from RefSeq and is a predicted model, not a curated record. Gene Ontology annotation, cellular component: lysosome. The coding region runs from base 124 to 1737 and encodes 537 amino acids.
GCUGACGGAGAAUCACAUGAGGGCAGUCAGCUGACAGAGAGCUGAAAUAAAAGCAUUAUCACGCCGCUCCGCUCGGUAGUUUCCACCUUCCUCCUCUACAGUCCAACUGGAAACAUCGCAGUCAUGCUGGUGUUAACUCUGCUCUUCGUGUCCUCAGUUGUAGGAACGCCUCUGCUGGGCACUGAGCAGUGUGCUCGCGGCCCCCCCUACUGGUGCCAAAAUGUAAAGACUGCAUCUCUGUGUGGAGCUGUUCCUCACUGCCAGCAGAAUGUGUGGAACAAACCCCAGAUGAAAUCUGUACCAUGUGACCUGUGUAAGGAGGUGUUGAUGGUUGUCGGACAGCUGCUGAAGGAUAAUGCAACUCAGGCUGAAAUUCUGGGAUACCUGGAGAAGGCAUGUCAGCUCAUCCCUGACCAGAGUCUGAGUGCUGAGUGCAAAGAGAUGGUGGACAGCUACUAUCCCAUCCUUAUUGGGAUAAUUACUGGGGAAGUGGAAGAUCCUGCUGUAGCGUGUGGCGCCAUGGGUUUGUGCAAGUCUGAGCAGAUGGCUCUGGCCAAGCUUCAUGCCCAGGAGGAGCUGGUAUCCAAUGAAAUCCCUCAGAUGGAUCUUUCCCAGCGUGUGGCUCCCUUCCUGCUCAAUGUUCCUGGGCUCCUGUAUCCUCAGGAGAACCUCAAACAGGAGACUCCAAAACAAGCGGUUCCAGAGCAGGAUGGUGAUGAGGUGUGUCAGGACUGCAUCAAGUUCCUCACUGAUGCUCAGGCAGAAGCUAAAGCCAACACCUCUUUCAUCGACUCCCUGAUUCAGAACAUUGAGAACCAGUGCGACCUGUUGGGACCAGGCCUGUCUGAUAUGUGUAAGCAGUAUGUUGGGCAGUACGGACCUGUUGUUGUGCAGCAGCUCAUGUCCAUGGACCAGCAACCAAAGGAGAUCUGUACUCUUGCUGGUUUCUGUGCUGCCAUGAAGAAGUCUGUCCCCAUGUUGAACCUUCAGGCUGCCAAGACUGUCCCUGCUGCCAAAACUAUAAUGGCUAAGGUUUUCCCUGCUACCAAACUUGAGCCUGCAGUUUCCAAGCCGAUGGUGCGUGUCCGUGAGUCUGGAACUUGUGCCAUCUGCGAGUUUGUGAUGAAGCAGCUGGAGUCCAUGUUGGAGGAUCAUACAACAGAGGAGGAGGUCGUUCAGGCUGUGGAGAAGGUGUGCACGUUGCUGCCCUCCUCUCUGACCGCUCAGUGCAAAGACCUGAUUGAAACGUACGGCCAGGCCAUCAUUGAGCUGCUGGUGCAGCAGGCUGACCCAAAGACUGUUUGCACAAUGCUGGGACUCUGCAACGAUGCCAGCCGGGCAUUUGUUGUUGCCCUGGAUCAGACUCGUUUUAAGGUUGGCGGCUACUGUGAUGUGUGCAAGAUGGCGGUGAGUUACAUCGAUGGCAUCCUGCAGAAGAACGCCACAGAGGUAGAGAUUGAAGAAGCUGUGAAGAAAGUAUGCAGCUUCCUUCCCGACGCUUACAGGACUGAGUGUGACCAGCUGGUGGAGCAGUACGAGCCGAUGCUUGUCCAACUGUUGCUCCAGAUGCUAGACCCAGACUUCGUUUGCACAAAAUUGGGAGCUUGCCCUGAGGCUGAGCGGAAGCUGCUGGGAACAGAGAGGUGCUCUUGGGGACCUGGAUACUGGUGCAAGAACAUGGAAACAGCUACAGAGUGCAAUGCUGUGGCUCACUGCAGGCGCCAUGUGUGGGUGUAAAGAAAAAACUGACCUGUAGGGAAAUAAAAUCACUGUAGUGCUGCUUUCCACUAUUAAUCCAUGUCUAAUAGGCUAAAACUGCUGUGAUGUGACAAAAUUAACUUUAUGAUUUCAAUGAUGGCAUGGUGGAAAGGGACUGGGACUAUUUGUUUGUUCUCAAGUUUGGGACUUGGAAAGGGGUUUGAAGUUGUGGAUGGGGGGGUGAUUAUGUAUGUUGGCCUUAAACUUGGCCUCUGAGUUUUGUACUAGUUUCUAUAUUCUGUAUUGCCUGCUUCACAUGUCAAAUUAAACUAGCCCCUCCCCCUUUCUAAACCAAACUGAAUGCAUCUGCAAACCAGUUUGUUUCUGGCUUGUCCUUAUUUUAGCAGUGUGUACAUGUGAUCUUUGAGGAUCUUGGUUUUGUUUUAUAGGGGCUGAUCGGGGGACUUCCUCCCAAUGUUUGCACCUUUGAUUUACAUAUUUCUCCAAUGCACACAAUCUCAAAUCUGUUUUAAGCAACUGGUUGUCAGUUAAUUUGUGAGUUUGACAAUUAAAGUGAUUCCAAACCUA